GUUGUUGGUAAACUCGUUAUUACAGCAAGUUGAUAAACUACUCGGCUGAGGCACAUUGAAGGACGCAGUUCUUGUGUGUUGGUGAUCAAGAAGUUCAGAAACAUGUUUGUAAUCUACACGUCGUGAGUGCAAAUAGAGAUGAAAGAACUUUUGCUCCUCGUACUACUUUAUGCUGACUACACCUGGGUUACAUCUCAAGCAGAACUUUGUUCUAUAAGUCCUAGUAUCAGAUUUCCGUUAGAUCUACUCAAGAAACAUUAUGAAUAUAAUUACCCCCGCAUACCUCUAGACAAAAACUUACCAAUGUUAAACCAAGGGGAAUGUGGCGUUUCUAAAAACGACCAAUCCAAGCAGAUUAUCAAUGGAAAAGAUGCUCCAGCUAACGCCUGGCCGUGGCAAGUCUGGGUGGUAGGUGCUGCAGGUAUGUGUGGAGGUUCUAUCAUUCACCGUCAGUGGAUCGUGACGGCUGGUCAUUGUUUCGAAGGCGAAAAUGUUGUUAAAGUCUAUUACGGAAGCAACAAUAAUCGCAAUAAUAAUAUUACAAUGACAGACCGACAAAUUCUGCUCAAAAGAGAUGAUGAUGCUUCUGCCAAAGACAUAGCCCUUUUCAGACUGACUUCACCAUUGUUGUUUUCCGACUCAGUUCGACCGAUUUGUUUGCCGGAGGGAAACGUUUGGGACGCCUCGCCAUGUUUCGGCACAGGUUGGGGGUUGAUGUCUGAUGGAAAAUUACCUGACAUUCUCCAACAAAUUCGUGUCAAAAUUUUGAAUCAAUCUGUCUGCAAGGCUUUCCAGGGAAUUUAUGCGUUUUUGGAGCAAGUCAACAAUUAUUUCUGUACUGAGGCCGUGGACACGCCCAAUGGAGAAUAUGGAGGACCAUCCAAUGGAGACUCAGGUGGGCCCGUGACUUGCCUGAAGAACGGCCGCUACUACUUGGUUGGAGUUUUUGCGGCUAUGAUACCGGUAGACGGAACUUAUAUGGGUUUUGCAUCGACUGUGUCUAGAAAUGUCGACAUAAUAAACGCGUUGAUUCGUCAGUUUUCGUAGGUACAUUAUAUGUACUUGAUGUUUGUUACGGAACUAUUGACGUACUGGUUUAGUGCUUUUGUAUCGAGAUUAUAUUCAUCACAAGAAAUGUUCCUUGGCAUGAGCUUGUUAAUCCCGUCAUUAUGACUUUCGUAUUUAUUUUUGUUUUCACCCCGACUACCAUAGUAAAUGAUUGGCAUUCAUAUAGGUCCCAAGUAAAUUCCGUGCGAGAAAUGUGACAAUUUUACGGCUUAUUAUUACCUAACAUACACAGGGAGGGAAAGAAAAACAACGAGGUAGAAUAGAAGAAAGAGAUAUAGAGAAAGGGGGAAGUGAGAGAGAGGGAGUAAAAACAUAAGGAGAGAUCGUGUGAGGGAGAAUGAGAGAAAAGGAUCAGGAGAAGAGAUUGAGUGAGAGAAAUUAGAAAACCUUUGAGGGUGAGAACGAGAGAGUUGGAGAAUGGGAGAAAGGAAGAUUGAUACAGAGAUGUAAAAACGAGUGAUGUG
This is a messenger RNA of Physella acuta, 1532 nucleotides long. Its product is annotated as brachyurin-like. NCBI's taxonomy places the organism in Eukaryota, Metazoa, Mollusca, Gastropoda, Physidae. The record is from RefSeq and is a predicted model, not a curated record. Gene Ontology annotation, molecular function: serine-type endopeptidase activity. Gene Ontology annotation, biological process: proteolysis.